Messenger RNA from Bradysia coprophila, 1798 nucleotides. RefSeq names its product tetratricopeptide repeat protein 38-like. The record is from RefSeq and is a predicted model, not a curated record. Gene Ontology annotation, molecular function: protein binding. NCBI's taxonomy places the organism in Eukaryota, Metazoa, Arthropoda, Insecta, Diptera, Sciaridae.
GAAGAAGAAAAAAAAGACCUUCACCGUCACGCAUAUCUCCACUUGAAUAUUCCAAGACAUAGACAGUUGUACGACUGAGCUCAUAGGUGUCGGUUUGUUGUGGACAGUGUAGUCAAUACUAAAAAGAAAAUAACUCGUAGAGGAUUGACCAUAUUCCCUGGUACUUUAAAUGUAAUUCGAAGUAAUUCUGCAGUGACAAGAUUCGACUGUGAGAAAUUCUGUCCUUCGGUAAAACUGUUAGCGACUUUUAUACUCGACUCAUCUUUCCCGCGCCAAUUACAAUAUCUGCAUAUAGUCCUUUCGAAUAGUCCUCUAGUCAGUGUAACGAACUUUUAGGCUUUGAAAAUGAGAGAAACUCACCAACUUAGAGAUAUUCAGUCCUGGAGGGACAGUGGAAUUAAACUGUCGACACCCAGCAACGAAGCAGCAAAACUAUUCGAUGCGUCCAUCUCUCAAUUAUCUGGAUGGUAUGAUGAUAAACAGCUGGGUGGCUUAGAGGCUACUAUGACAAAAAUGCUCGAGGCUGAUCCUCAAUUUAUCGGCGGUCGAUCGAUGAUUUAUGCUUUUGAUGCAGUCGGUGGAGCGAACGUAAACAAUAAUCCCACACUGAAGACAAAUGUCGAGCAGCUUAUUGCAGAUGUUGCAGCCAAUCCAAAUUGCGAUAAGUGGGAAAAGCUUCACGUAAAAGCUUUAGAACAUUUGUCGAGCAGUGGUAUCGACGCUGCUAUCAGACAAUGGGAAGAGAUAUUGGUCGAAUAUCCGUCGGAUAUUUUGAGCUUACAUUUGACUGGAUUGACCUGUCUCAUGACUGGCAGACUAGAAAGAAUUGGCGACAUUUCUGGCCGUGUUUUACCUUCAUUCAAAGACGAAUUUUCCCUCAGCACUGCCCAUGCGUGGCAUUCAUUCGGACUGAGUGAAAUAAAUUUAACUACGCAGGCUGAAUGGCACGCUCGAAAGGCAUUAACAAUAGACCCGAAAAAUGGCUGGUCAACUCAUGCCUUGGCUCAUGUAUUCGAAAUGACGUCGCGCUCCAACGAAGGGAUAGCGUACAUGAACCAGGGCGAAUUGCUGUGGAACUUUUCGAAUCAUAUUGCCGGUCACAACUACUGGCAUUGGGCAUUGUACUACCUCACCAAUGGCGACUUCGAAUCGGCUAUUGAUGUCUUAGAGAACCGGUUAAUCAACCGGGCUGGUUUCGACAGUCUUUCACUGUCCUACUUGCUGUCCAUGGAGAAUUUGUCUAUGGACAAUGUCAUGACGAAGCACAGCGAACGAAUUGAUGAGAUUGUCAGACCGUUCCGUGCCGAUCUCGUUCGCCGUUCGUUCAUCGACGCUCACGUUAUGAUGGGACUGUGUGUGUCUAAAAAGUAUGACGAAGCUGAGCAGUUUAUGGUUGAGUCAAUAGCAUGCGAGGAUUUGCAUGGAAAAAGCGUGAACGAAAAUCUGUUGCGGUCGAUCCUUUCGUACAGUCGUGAGAAGUAUGAUGAAUGCGUUGAAUUACUGUGGCCGAUUCGACACCACAUAAAACAAAUCGGCGGUAGUGAGGCUCAACGUGACGUGUUCAGUUUGAUGCUGAUCAAUGCGGCCUUGCGAUCGUACAAAUUGGAACACAAACGCCUGGCUGGUCAAUUAAUUGAGGAGCGUGAGAUUCAUCGAUCGAAAUCACCAUUAAUCGAUAGGUUAAGAGACUUGAUGUAAGGUUGAGGGUUACACUCCAGUAUUUCCAAUAUUUCCUCGAAAUUUGAAGGCCUGAAGGCCAGUUGAUUAAAACAACAAGGGAACUUGGUACAAAAGACUA